AUGAUCUCGGCCUUCUUCAUCUUCAACCAAAAGGGUGAGGUGCUCAUCUCGCGUCUCUUUCGCAACGACCUUCGACGCAGCAUCGCCGACAUCUUUCGCAUCCAAGUCGUCUCGAAUCCCGACGUACGCUCGCCCAUCAUCACCCUCGGCUCCACCAGCUUCUUCCACGUGCGUCACGAGAACCUCUACAUUGUCGCCGUCACCAAGUGCAACGCCAACGCAGCACUCGUGUUCGAGUUCUGCUACCGCGUCAUCACCAUCGGUCGAUCGUACUUUGGCGGCAAAUUCGACGAGGAGGCGGUCAAGAACAACUUUGUGCUCAUCUACGAGCUCCUAGACGAGGUCUUGGACUUUGGAUACCCGCAAAACUCGGAGAUCGACACGCUCAAGAUGUACAUCACCACCGAAGGUGUCAAGUCGGAGCAGGCGGUGAGGGAGGAUUCGAGCAAGAUCACCAUCCAGGCGACGGGCGCGACAAGUUGGAGGAGAGCAGACGUCAAGUAUAGGAAGAACGAGGCGUUUGUGGAUGUGGUGGAGACGGUCAACCUGCUGAUGAGCAACAAGGGGACGAUCCUGCGAGCGGAUGUGGACGGUGCCAUCCUCAUGCGUGCCUACCUCACAGGCAUGCCAGAAUGCCGCUUCGGGCUGAACGACAAGCUGGUGCUGGAGAAGAAUGACAAGAACAAGGGCAAGGUGGACGCGGUCGAGCUGGAUGACUGCCAGUUCCACCAAUGCGUCAAGCUCUCGAAAUACGACACGGAUCGAUCCAUCUCGUUCAUUCCACCAGACGGAGAGUUCGAGCUGAUGCGCUAUCGCUCCACCACCAACGUCAACUUGCCCUUCAAAGUACACGCCAUCGUCGAGGAGAUCUCCAAGUCCAAGGUGGAAUACACGCUCAACCUCAAGGCCAACUUUGAUUCGAAGCUCAAUGCGACCAAUGUGGUGUUGCGCAUUCCGACGCCGCUCAACGCCUCGACGGUCAAGUGCCAGGUCAGCAUGGGCAAAGCCAAGUACGAUCCGGCGGAGAACCACAUUGUGUGGAAGAUCGCACGCAUUCAGGGCGGAGGCGAGGCGAGCUUCGGCGCGGACGCAGUGCUCAGCAAUACCACGGUGCAGAAGGCGUGGAGUCGACCCCCGAUCGAGGUCGAUUUUCAAGUGCUGAUGUUCACCAGCUCGGGUCUGCUGGUGAGGUAUCUCAAGGUGUUUGAGAAGAGCAACUACCAGAGCGUCAAGUGGGUGAGGUAUCUCACGAGGAGCAACGGGAGCUACCUCAUCCGAUUUUGA
Messenger RNA from Kalmanozyma brasiliensis GHG001, 1284 nucleotides. Its product is annotated as Clathrin adaptor, mu subunit, C-terminal. Gene Ontology annotation, molecular function: clathrin-cargo adaptor activity. The transcript has a single exon. Gene Ontology annotation, biological process: intracellular protein transport; clathrin-dependent endocytosis. The coding region runs from base 1 to 1284 and encodes 427 amino acids. Gene Ontology annotation, cellular component: cytoplasmic vesicle; AP-2 adaptor complex. NCBI's taxonomy places the organism in Eukaryota, Fungi, Basidiomycota, Ustilaginomycetes, Ustilaginales. The record is from RefSeq and is a predicted model, not a curated record.